Salvia splendens (bonfire salvia) is the source of this 930-nucleotide messenger RNA. RefSeq lists its product as uncharacterized. The coding region runs from base 1 to 930 and encodes 309 amino acids. Lineage: Eukaryota; Viridiplantae; Streptophyta; Magnoliopsida; Lamiales; Lamiaceae. The record is from RefSeq and is a predicted model, not a curated record. The transcript has 3 exons.
AUGGGUAAGAAGGCAUUCGCUAAGAAAACCAAACCCAGCCGCCGAGAAACCCCGGAGGCACGACCACAGCCAACCCCACCAGCACCCGUCGCUCAGCCAUCGCCCAUGGUUUCCUUGGAUGCCAUGAUGGCAUUUCUUCACCAACAGGACCCAAAUAGGGACUGGACGACGGCUCUGACCAGUUUCGGCCAAACGGGGGGCGUCGGAACCACAUCCAGCGAAGCUCCGCCUGCGCCGGUCAGUCAUGCAGCAGUUUCAGUACCGGAUUCGGCAGAACAUGACGCUAUCGCCGCACAUUACGACUCCGACUAUGAGGAGCGUAAGAAAAAGUCGAGUCAAGGCAAGACAACUCCGGAGGGGAGCGAAGGAACAGAGAAAACGCCGGAAGCGGAACCGUUGGUAGGAGGGGAAGGAGAAGUACUGAGUAAAGAAAAAGAACCAGUAGACCCCCUAGUGAAAGCCGAGGAUGAUAGAAUACAAGUAAGAGAGGAAGGUACUGCGUCUACGGAAGUCAAGGACACAGGAACAGAGACAGCGGAGCCAGAAGUAGAAGCACCUCAGAUUGUAAAGCCGAUUCCGGUCAGGCGAAAACUGGUGGUGAAAGCAGACCCCAAGGCAGACUCGCCCAAGCCGCAGAGGGUAUCGCAACGUUGUUUAGGUAAGUGGGCCUCCAGCGGGGCAAAACCGAACACGGCGGAGGACCCCAUAGAGAUCGCAAGCGAGGAAGAGCGAGCCACUCCGAAAGAGGCUGAAGGUGAACCUGUUCAAGCUACUGAUCAGGAAGACACAGGGGUGUCUCCAGUACAGAACGAACCGGGCACGACAACGGAAGGAAUGGCUGGGGGACCGAACCUCACAUCAGAGUCAGGAAGGUCUGCUGGAUCUGAGAAGGACGAGGCCUUACUCCAAGCUGAGGAGGAAGCCAGGUAA